Carlito syrichta (Philippine tarsier) is the source of this 2279-nucleotide messenger RNA. RefSeq names its product coronin 1C (gene CORO1C). NCBI's taxonomy places the organism in Eukaryota, Metazoa, Chordata, Mammalia, Primates, Tarsiidae. Gene Ontology annotation, biological process: neural crest cell migration; actin filament organization. The record is from RefSeq and is a predicted model, not a curated record. The transcript has 11 exons. The coding region runs from base 34 to 1458 and encodes 474 amino acids. Gene Ontology annotation, molecular function: actin filament binding.
GGGCGCAGGGAAACGGAGCGCACUGCAGACACGAUGAGGCGAGUGGUACGACAGAGCAAGUUUCGGCAUGUAUUUGGACAAGCAGUGAAAAAUGACCAGUGCUAUGAUGACAUCCGGGUUUCUCGUGUGACCUGGGAUAGUUCCUUUUGUGCUGUAAAUCCCAGAUUUGUUGCCAUAAUCAUAGAAGCGAGUGGGGGAGGAGCAUUCCUUGUGCUCCCUCUGUACAAGACUGGUCGAAUUGACAAAUCCUACCCUACGGUAUGUGGCCACACAGGACCAGUGCUAGACAUAGACUGGUGUCCACACAACGAUCAGGUGAUUGCCAGUGGCUCAGAGGACUGCACGGUCAUGGUAUGGCAGAUCCCAGAAAAUGGACUCACCCUUUCCCUGACUGAACCUGUGGUGAUUUUAGAAGGCCACUCAAAGAGAGUCGGCAUUGUGGCCUGGCAUCCAACGGCCCGCAAUGUGCUUCUUAGUGCAGGCUGUGAUAAUGCCAUCAUCAUCUGGAAUGUGGGGACAGGGGAAGCCCUUAUAAACCUGGACGAUAUGCAUUCAGACAUGAUUUACAAUGUGAGCUGGAACCGGAAUGGCAGCCUGAUCUGCACAGCUUCCAAAGAUAAGAAAGUGAGAGUGAUCGAUCCGAGGAAACAAGAGAUUGUUGCUGAGAAGGAAAAAGCGCACGAAGGAGCAAGGCCUAUGAGAGCCAUCUUCCUGGCUGAUGGCAACGUCUUCACCACUGGCUUCAGCCGCAUGAGCGAGCGACAGCUGGCACUCUGGAACCCGAAAAAUAUGCAAGAACCAAUUGCUCUUCAUGAGAUGGACACUAGCAAUGGGGUGUUGCUGCCUUUCUACGACCCUGACACCAGUAUCAUUUACUUAUGUGGAAAGGGCGACAGCAGUAUCCGCUACUUUGAGAUCACAGAUGAAUCCCCAUAUGUCCACUACCUCAACACAUUCAGCAGCAAGGAGCCUCAGAGGGGCAUGGGCUACAUGCCAAAGAGGGGACUUGACGUUAACAAAUGUGAGAUUGCUAGAUUCUUCAAACUUCAUGAGAGAAAGUGUGAGCCUAUCAUCAUGACUGUUCCCAGGAAGUCUGACCUUUUCCAGGAUGACCUGUAUCCAGACACAGCAGGGCCAGAAGCUGCACUGGAGGCAGAAGAGUGGUUCGAGGGGAAGAACGCAGACCCCAUCCUUAUCUCCCUGAAGCACGGGUACAUCCCAGGCAAAAACAGGGAUCUCAAGGUGGUCAAGAAGAAUAUCCUGGACAGCAAGCCCACGGCCAACAAGAAGUGCGACCUGAUCAGCGUCCCCAAGAAGACCACAGACACAGCCAGUGUGCAAAAUGAAGCCAAGUUGGAUGAGAUUUUAAAAGAGAUCAAAUCUAUAAAAGACACAAUCUGCAAUCAAGAUGAGCGCAUUUCCAAGUUAGAACAGCAGAUGGCGAAGAUAGCGGCUUGAGGGCCCCGCCCCACCCUACAAAAAAAAUGGGAGCAGGGACUUGCGCUUGGUAGCUGGUUAUUGGUGUGGUCCUAGGGAGGGUGAGUCGGGAGGCACUGCCAUUGGAGACAUUCCAUUUCAGAUGUGUCGACCAGCCACAGGCCACAUUCCAGUAAGAACUCAAUUCGUCUCCCAAAUUGCAGAAACAAACGUGAUUGAAAAGUUGAGCUUUUUACCAGAAAGCUUUUUUUGAUGUUUUAAGUGUUAUAUGACUUGCCGAACUUUAAAAAGACAAAAGUGCUACUUUAAAAAUCCCAGAUAUUCUGAAUUUUAGAAAACAAACCAAUUCUGAUUCAGUGUCAUGCCCAAGUUUGUUUUUUUUUACCAGUAGGGACCAAUGCCACAUUGCUUUUUCUAUUUCUUUCUUUUUUAAUGUUGCCAAAACCAAAAGUAGCUUUUUCUUUGUAUUUGGCUACUUUGCAGUAUUUUUGUGUGAUUUUUUUUUUUCUUAAUUUGAAAGGGACAGCACUGUGUAUGUUUAUAAACUAAAUGAAGAUAUUAUUUUGUAUAAACAUUCAUCUGAGAACAAUCAGCAGUGGCCACAUGGUGCUGAUGCAUUUGCAGCACAAGCUGGUCCUCUUAAUGACUGUACACAGGAAGACUUGAAAAUCACUUGGAUUCAUACUGCCACCCUCUCGUUUCAUGGAGUCUUCUGAUCAAAAAGCUCACAUAGUAUCUCUUCCUGCCUUUGCUUUCUCUUUUCUAGAAAUUGGUGGUUGUACUGGAAUGGGAUUUUUCUUCUUGGUUAUUCUGUGCUUCAGAUUAUUAUAAUCUAACCCAAA